AUGUUCACUCUACACAGAAUGACUUCCCACUUCCGAGCUUUUCGCGGAACCUUCCAUCGGUACAAGACCACAAUUGAUACGUCCAAAGUGCCGGCCUUGCGGGAGGAAGACCUGGAGGAAACUUUCGUACGCGGCAGUGGCCCCGGCGGUCAAUCGGUUGCCAAGACCAACAACAAAGCGGUACUCACUCACAAGCCGACCGGCAUCGUGAUCCAGUGUCAUGCCUCCCGAUCUCUAUUCAAAAACAGAGAGGAAGCCCGUCGCCUGUUGGUGUUGAAACUAGACGAGCUCGAGAAUGGCGAUCAAUCCGUAGAAUCACAACAGAAAAAAAUUGACUUGAAGAAACACACGGAAGCAGUGCGAAGGAAGUUUAAACGACAAGAGAUGAAAAAAGUUUGGAAGGAGCGGGAGUUCGGAUCGGAACAUUGAAUAUUUUACGCCGUAGAUUUUAGAUGUAAAUAGAUACAGAUUUACCACGA
This is a messenger RNA of Ochlerotatus camptorhynchus, 479 nucleotides long. RefSeq names its product mitochondrial translation release factor in rescue. The record is from RefSeq and is a predicted model, not a curated record. Gene Ontology annotation, cellular component: mitochondrion. Gene Ontology annotation, biological process: translational termination. The transcript has a single exon. NCBI's taxonomy places the organism in Eukaryota, Metazoa, Arthropoda, Insecta, Diptera, Culicidae. Bases 1 to 429 code for a protein of 142 amino acids. Gene Ontology annotation, molecular function: translation release factor activity.